CAUUUCACAAAGAGAAAACCAGCUCUUCAGAGGCACCUGACGAUGAACGUGCAUGUCAAUCAAGUGCCUCUCCUGAGUCGACGUUGACUGAUGAUGAGACUACGCAGGCUGCUGCCACUGUGAAAGAGCAGUUGUCAGUACCAGUACUGUCAGAGAACGCCCUUGACAUGACAAAGAAAACAUCAACUCAGACAUUAUCAGAUCAGACAGUUCAAGACUUGCCAACAGAACAUGACGAACUUGACAACACAAAGGCUGGUCAACCAAUCACUGACAAUUCUUUGUCAACAGACAGCUGUGAGGACCACUCAGAGGAUGUCAGUGCUGGAAGUGAACUAGAAUCUAUGGCUUCUGAGAGUCGUGAUGAAAAACCGAAAGGGAAAACACCUUUCCAAAAGCUUAAGAGAGCAGUGAAAAAACUAUUUCACAAAAAGAAAACCAGCUCUCCAGAGGCACCUGACGAUGAAACUGCACGUCAAUCAAGUGGCUCUCCUGAGUCGACCUUAACUGAUGAUGAGACUACGCGGGCUGCUGCCACUAUGAAAGAACAGUUGUCAGUACCAGUACUCUCAGAGAACGCCCUUGACACGACAAAGAAAACGUCCACUCAGACAUUAUCAGAUCAGAGAGUUCAAGACUUGCCAGCAGAACAUGACGAAUUUGACAAUACAAAGGCUGGUCAACCAAUCACUGACAGUUCUAUGUCAACAGACAGCUGUGAGGACCACUCAGAGGAUGUCAGUGCUGGAAGUGAACUGGAAUCUAUGGCUUCUGAGAGUCAUGAUGAAAAACCAAAAGGGAAAACACCUUUCCAAAAGCUCAAGAGAGCGGUGCUAAAGCGAUUUCAGAAAAAGAAAAUUGCCACUAGAAGAGAAGUGCAAUCGACAGAUUCUGAGAGUCAAGAUGAAACACCAAAACGGAAAACACGUUUGCAAAAGUUGAAGAAAGCAGUGAAAAAACUAUUUCACAAAAAGAAAUCCAGCUCUUCAGAGGCACCUGACGAUGAAAGUGCACAUAAAUCAAGUGGCUCUCCUGAGUCGACAUUAACUGAUGAUGAGACUACGUGGACUGCUGCCACUAUGAAAGAACAGUUGUCACAACCAGUGAUGUCAGAGAACGCCCUUGACAUGACAAAGAAAACAUCCACUCAGACAUUAUCGGAUCAGAUGGUUCAAGACUUGCCAACAGAACAUGACGAAUUUGACAAUACAAAGGCUGGUCAACCAAUCACUGACAGUUCUUUGUCAACAGACAGCUGUGAGGACCACUCAGAGGAUGUCAGUGCUGGAAGUGAACUGGAAUCUAUGGCUUCUGAGAGUCAUGAUGAAAAACCGAAAGGGAAAACACCUUUCCAAAAGCUCAAGAGAGCAGUGAUAAAGCGAUUUCACAAAAAGAAAAUUGCCACUAGAAGAGAAGUGCAAUCGACAGAUUCUGAGAGUCAAGAUGAAACACAAAAACGGAAAACACGUUUGCAAAAGUUUCACAAAAAGGAAAUAGCCACUGCAGAUGCACCUGACGACAGACCUUUGACCUCAAAUACCUUUAAGACAGAGGCAGAAGGACUUGCUGAGGAGGCUAAAUGCAGUCUGAAUGAAGAAAUAGACAUUGAAGCUAUAAAGAGACAAUUCACGGAAGUAUGCGUUGAUGUGCUGAAGUACAUCCGUGAUUCUUCCAUAACCUUAAGCUCCCAGUCAAACUACGAUCUGCCACAUUAACAAAAUACUUUUCUCCUUACACCUUUCUAUAGCAACAUAAACAAAACACAAAGCACUCUGCUCCAAAAAUUUCGAGAACACUUAAAUCACCAAUUGGAUCCUGAUGAACAAAAUUGUAAAUUUAAAAUCUUGACUGGCAUGCAUUGUGUGUUUGUCAAGAGUUUAAUGACAUAACAACAGUCAGAUUGAACAAAAUUAGUGCUGUCAGCGUUAAU
This is a messenger RNA of Oreochromis aureus, 1930 nucleotides long. RefSeq names its product transcriptional regulator ATRX homolog. NCBI's taxonomy places the organism in Eukaryota, Metazoa, Chordata, Actinopteri, Cichliformes, Cichlidae. The record is from RefSeq and is a predicted model, not a curated record. The transcript has 2 exons. Bases 168 to 1715 code for a protein of 515 amino acids.